GUAGGGAAAUACACAUGGAAACACGUUUCCUAUCUCUCUUAGAAGAAGAGAUAGAAGCAGUUGUAAUAAUGUGUGCCAGUGGUGAUACAAUAAGGAACAUCAUGUUAGCAGCUCAUCGUCAAGGAAUGACCAAUGGAGACUACAUUUUCUUCAAUAUUGAACUCUUCAACAGUUCAUCCUAUGGAAAUGGCUCGUGGAAGAGAGGAGACAAACACGACCUUGAAGCGAAGCAAGCAUACUCAUCCCUCCAAACAGUCACUCUACUGAGGACAGUGAAACCUGAGUUUGAGAAGUUUUCCACAGAGGUGAAAAGUUCUGUUCAGAAACAAGGGCUGCAUGAGGAUGAUUAUGUUAAUAUGUUUGUGGAAGGAUUCCAUGAUGCCAUUCUUCUCUAUGCUCUGGCAUUACGCGAAGUCCUAAGGUAUGGCUAUAGUAAGAAGGAUGGAGCAAAAAUUAUUCAGCAGACACGGAACAGGACAUAUGAAGGCAUUGCAGGGCAGGUGUCCAUUGAUGCCAACGGGGACCGAUAUGGGGAUUUCUCAGUAAUUGCAAUGACCGACCCAGAAACAGGCACACAGGAGGUGAUUGGCGACUACUAUGGAAAGCAGGGGCGCUUUGAAUUUCGAUCAAACAUGAAGUAUCCUUGGAAUCAUGGCAAGCUGAGAGUAGAUGAGAGCCGCAUCGCAGAGCACACAAACACCACACCUUGUAAAUCAUCAGGUGGCCUAGGAGAGUCAGCAGUCACAGGAAUCGUAGUGGGUGCCUUGCUUGGGGCAGGAUUGCUAAUGGCUUUUUACUUUUUCAGAAAGAAAUACAGAAUAACUAUUGAGAGGCGAAGUCAACAGGAAGACUGUAAUAUGGGCAAGCAUCGGCAGCUACGUGAAGACUCCAUUCGAUCUCAUUUCUCUGCCGCGUAAAGAAGUCGGGUAGAAAACAAAAUCCAUUCUCCCUGAAGAAAACUUUAGGAAAAUGAACACAACCAAAGACAUCAGUGUAAAAGAAAGAGUUCUUCAAGAGCCUCUUCCUUUAAGUAGUAGAGUCAUUUUGUCUUAAUUUCUUUCAGAAACUCAGGAAUGAUUUACUAACUGCAUGAUGCCACAUGGCCUUUCAUCUCAUGAAAACAAAAAAGACAGUUUUCCAUUGUAGGAAGCCUGUAGUGUUCAGAGAGGGUAUACCCUAAGACAUUUAUUGUGGGCAGCAGUCCUGUGCUUAGAGCUGGAGAUGCCUCAUCCAGAUCCUUCUUUUUAACUUCUACUCCCUUAGUUGCAUCUCUCACAAGGAUAUUAAAUGUGGUGUUAUGGACACAGCUGCUGCAUCAUCAUCAGAAUAAAAACAUCUUAUUAUCACUGAAAUCAUUGGCUAUUCGCCACUCAGUGGCUGCAGGAUCAGAAUCAUAUAGUUUAAUCUUGGGAGAAAUUUGCCAUAUAAAAUGUGAUUAAUUUGUGUAGUGCAAAGGGUGGAAACACUCAUGGAAGUCAUUCUUUCUUGCUAUGGAUAGUAUCAAAAUCAAGCCUGGGCAUAGGAAGACUGAUUCUCCUCUCAUUUACACCACUGCAAAUCACUAGCAACUCCACUGAAUUCAGUGGGAGUUUCCCCUGGUAUAAGGCAAGGAGAAUUGGUAGCUGAGAAUGGAUUUGCUAUUCCUUUAACCUUCAUAUUAUUUUAUUGUCCUCAUCUCUCUUUACCAUCAUCUCCUCUCUGAAAGGGUAGUAUAGUACAUGAUCUUGCUCCCACGGAAGGCAAUGACAAAAGUUCCACUGACUUGAGUGAGAGCAGGGUAUAAUCCAAAAUGUGUAAAUAUUAAUACUGUGCGGUGUUUGUAUAGUAAAGGCAAUUCAACAGAUUUUCCUUGUAUAAAAAUGACAUUCCAUGCUAGCAUUUUAUUUUUUAGGUAUUUUUUAUCUUGUAUUUUUCUAUUAAAAUGUCUAUUUUUGCUCUGGUAAGAUUAAAAGUCAAGGUGAGAGAAGGUUUGAAGAAAUAUUUUUUACAAGCUCAAAUAAUGUGCACAGCAAAUCUAAGAUGUAAAUAAGAAAGAUUUUUGGGGGUGUGAAUAUUAAGCAAAUUGUCUUCCUCCUUCUACCCAAGGCAUGUGGAGAAUGCAAGUAAUUAAUUAGCUAAAGUAAAUUCAAUUCAGUAAUUAAUGUGAUAGUUAUUCAAGACGAUUCACCUUUAGACCCUGAUCCUGCAGGCAAUUAACUUGAUACCUGUGAGUAGUCCCAUUUAGUGAGGCUUGCUGCUCAUAUUUAUGCAUAAAGGUCUGUAGCACUGAGGCUUUAAGAUGCUGUUUUGAGACUGAUCUAAAUCUUACUGCCAUUGAUAUGUCUGGUAACUUUGACAUUAACUUCAGUGGGAGCAGGCUUGGAUCGAAGAGGUAUGAAUGACUGAAAGUAGGGUUUUUUUAUACCGUAUACAAAAAAACUCUUAAAACAUUCUAGUCAGGAAAUGCAAAUGUAUAGUAGAUAUUACAAAUAGUGCCUGAUUUGGAAAGUGACAGCUGUAAAAUGCUGCCUGAGGAAUAGAGGAAAAAAAUGCUGAAAGUAUGAUUAUAUUGCCUGAAAUCCUUUGAUUUUUUCUGUCAUGAUUUCACAAUAUGGAAACUUUUUGUUCAUGGGAGCAAUAAUAAUAUUAUAUAUAUUAUUUCUAUCACAAAGUAGGAACUAAAACCCAGAUACUUGGGCACCUAUCUCCUUAGUGAAAUCAGUGGGAGUUAAGUCGAGGGGGGACCUGGGUCUACAGGACAGAUUCUGCCAUCAUUUAAACAAGCAUAAAUCCAGAGCAGCUGCUUUACAAAAGCUGAAGUGAACAAUCUGGUGUGCUUUACUGGACAAAUUUUACUAUUUUUGAAAGAAAAAACUGCUGUAUCUUGGCUUGUGCAGUGGUUGCUGCCUGUAUAAAUGAGCUAUUAUCCAAUUUCCCAGGCAUCCGGAGAGCAAGCCCAGUCCUCAGGGUUGCUCUGGAGAGCAGAGCAUCUGGGAAGGGGGAUGUGGAACCUUUGUUUUAGAAAUCAUUAGGUAGUAGAGAGUAAAGCUAGCAGCUCAGCUUCAUCCCGUUUCCCAGCCCACAUCUUCAGGGUGUUGCCACUGAAGGGAUGACAUGGUGAAAACACCACUAUAACCCAGUGACCUUUGGUUCCUGGAAUGGCCUUGGGCACAGACAGAAGUGACAUUUUUUGUCCUAUUUCUGGCCCCUGAAAGCUCUCUAUAGCAAUGACAUGGCACAUACACAGCUGCAGAGUGCUUUUCAAAUGGCUGAUUGCAUGAAAAAUUAACCCUUGCCAGAUCAGGUAUUAGAUUAAGUCACUGUUUUUUAGAGCACCUUAGGGAAUUUAUGUUCCCUUGAGGAUUAAGUUUUCACACAGGGGCGGGGCUGUCAGCAGAGGGAAAAGGGAGCAGCAGUUGCUGGGCUACUUUGCCCAGCCUGAGUCGGAGGAGAAGGGGGAUGGACCAGAGCCCCCUCACCUCGCUCCCCACAAUACCCCAGCUGUGGUAGCUAGGGCAGGUCCACAAGGCAAGGAGGCUUCGUUCCACUCUCUGCUCCCUCUUCCAGUUUACGCCAGGCAAAGGAGCCCGGCAGCUGCUGCUGCUCCCAUCCCUCUCCUUCCCCACUGGCAGCCCUGGAGCUGGUGGGGAAGGGGGGCAGGACUGGGGAGAGGGUGGGUCAGCAGCCUCCUUAGAGGCUGCUGGAGC
Molecule: messenger RNA, 3686 nt
Organism: Alligator sinensis (Chinese alligator)
Lineage: Eukaryota; Metazoa; Chordata; Crocodylia; Alligatoridae
Gene: NPR3
Product: natriuretic peptide receptor 3
Exons: 8
Coding region: 15-917 (300 amino acids)
Biological process (GO): regulation of blood pressure; vasodilation
Cellular component (GO): membrane
Molecular function (GO): peptide hormone binding; natriuretic peptide receptor activity
Source: RefSeq, a predicted model, not a curated record